AUGACACUCGACUCCGAGAUUGCUGAACCCGCCGCUUCGAUUACGCAGCCCAACGCUACGCAGAGCAUGGGCUCCCUUCAGCCCUCCGACGCGACGUCACGGCGGAAGGUCUUUAAGAAACCAGUUCCGAGGUAUCCCCCAGGGAUACCUAUUCACAAUGCCGCGCAAAGCACGGGAUCCCUUCAGCCAUCCAACGCGACGUCACAGCAGGCGGCCGGACAGAAGGAAGUCCCUCGGUAUCCUCCAGGGAUACCAAUUAGCCACGUCACGCGGGGCAUGGGCUCCCUGCAGCCCUCCGAUGCGAUGUCGCGACAGGAGGCAGAGAAGAAGCCGAUUCCAAGGUAUCCUCCGGGGAUACCCAUCCCCGCUAAUCGCCGCGGACAUCAUCGCCAGGAAUCAACCAAGUUCUCAUCUGCGAACUCUUGGAGUUCAAAUCCAAUUACGACGCAAGACAACCAUGCGGGCAAACGUGUUCCCUUGUCCAUCGACAUACGCAACCUCUCCGAUGCUGCAUUCGCUGCCAGAGGGCAAGCUCUGGCUGAGCCAGCGGUCCACGCUGGUACUAUCUUGAACCCCGUAUGGAUCAAUACGCCACGCGUCGGCCUGCAGCACACGAUGCACACGACGAACCACCUUCUCGAGCCUUUCAGGAACGGAGGCGACAUCCUCAACCCUGCGUGGGUCGAAAACGCGCGCGUGGGUCAGGGCCAAGUAGCCGGCGCCCACGGGCACCAACUCGAGGCCUUCAGACUCGAUCCUACCCGCGACCCAGCAUACGCAGGAGGCCUGCGCAGGUGGGGCGACAGAGCGGCGCCACGAGGCGUGCCUCCCAAGUCCCCGAUCUACGAGUACGGUCAAUCGGACGAGUACGACUGGGCUGUCGCAGCCAGUACGUACGACCACCUUCAACUCGAAGACACGCGGUUCGCGGUGGACUUCUUGGAUAUGUGGAAGUACGAGUCGGAGGUCUUCAGAGAGUUGAACGAAAAGUGGGUCCGAGAGGCGCUGGUCGCGGACGAACGGCCGGAGGAAGAACCCAUAUUGCUCAAGGAGGUUCACUUCGAUGGGAGCACGGGGUUGCUCCUGGCCAUGGCGGACGACACCACGUUGGACGGAGGUUCUGGGGACACGUCGUCCGGUGGACUGCCAUCGUUGCCGGUCCUGGACGACAUCGUUCCGGGGCUUGUCGGCUUGGGUCAGGCGUUCGAGGAGGAGCGACGGCAGUGA
Molecule: messenger RNA, 1227 nt
Organism: Rhodofomes roseus
Lineage: Eukaryota; Fungi; Basidiomycota; Agaricomycetes; Polyporales; Fomitopsidaceae
Exons: 2
Coding region: 1-1227 (408 amino acids)
Source: RefSeq, a predicted model, not a curated record